This is a messenger RNA of Vicia faba (fava bean), 984 nucleotides long. NCBI's taxonomy places the organism in Eukaryota, Viridiplantae, Streptophyta, Magnoliopsida, Fabales, Fabaceae. The record is from the annotation of a GenBank genome assembly.
AUGCAAUGCUGCUGCAACGCUGUCCUUUUGCAUCCUGAAUGCCACAGAACGCGCUACUUUCAGCCACCAAGGUUUUCGCUUACUCCACCUUCCCAACUAGAAGAAGAACCAGUCUCUCACGACGGAAAAUCCAAACUAAUAACCAGCGCUUCAAACCCAUUCGUGAAGCACUGCCUCAAACUCCGUAACAACUCUUCUUAUCGCCACUCUCAUGGUUCUGUUAUUCUUGUCGGAUCUACACCUAUCAGAGAGAUCUACAAGUUUCAAGAAUCAACGCAAGAUAAAAAUGUUACCAUGGAUUGCUUAAUUCUUCCGGAGAAAGCUGAAAUUCCCAAUGGGUUCGAUGAAUCCACUGAUUCUAUUGUCCGUGUGAGCUCCAUAGUAAUGAGAAAGAUUUCAGGUCUGCAGUCUACUGAUUCAAUUGAUGCAGUUGGCCUCAUGAAAAUUCCUGCAAGCUUUUUAAACUUAGAUGAGACUCUAACUCACUGCCACAACUGGUUUCCAUCUGCACAUCGUAUUUUAGUCCUAGAUGGUAUUCAGGAUCCUGGUAACCUCGGUACAUUGCUCAGAUCAGCCGUUGCCUUUAGAUGGGAUGGAGUUUUUCUACUUCCUGGAUGCUGUGAUCCGUUCAACGAGAAAGCACUUCGAGCUAGCAGAGGCGCCUCCUUUCAGCUCCCUAUAGUUUCCGGAAGUUGGAGUCAUCUGGAGUCUCUCAAAGAAGAAUUCCAAAUGAAAUUGCUUGCUGGGCAUCCAGAGCAUGACAGGUUAAUCAAGCCGGUUUGUUCACUUUCUCCAAACUUCUGUGAUUCCAUAUCAGAUACACCAAUGUGUUUGGUUUUAGGUAGUGAAGGAAGUGGCCUUUCUGAAAAAUCUCUGAAAGCAUGUGAGCUUGUGAGCAUUGCAAUGACAGGAGAAUAUGAGUCACUCAAUGUUUCUGUUGCAGGUGGAAUUUUCAUGUAUAUGCUACAACCUAAUAACAAAUGA